AUGAUAGUCCUAACGCUCAAAGUCCUUGAUAUUGAUGUUUAUAUCCUAGACAAGAAUGCGGCACGCGUCAAAGCAUGGAACUCUGACCAGUUACCGGUCAGCGAGCCCGGACUGCACGCUGUGCUUCAGGAAAUCCGGGGACGUCCUCAACCUAACUUGUUCUUCUCAACCGACCUGAGCGGUGUGGUGCCCAAAGCUGACAUUGUGUUCAUCGCCGUGGAAACGCCCUCCAAGCUGCAAGAUGCUGGCAUCAAUGGGGCUGGUGCAGCUCCAGAUCUCCGGAACUUCAGGGCGGCAGUCAACCAAGUCGGGGAUCUAGUCGCAAAAGACGUCAUCAUUGUGAACAAGAGCACAGUUCCAUGCGGAGCGGCUGAGGAGACGGCGCAAAUCAUGAGGCAGAGCCUUCGGCCUGGCAUAAAGUGUGAGGUUCUCUCCAACCCAGAGUUCCUGGCCGAGGGAACAGCGAUCGAGAACCUCCUCAAUCCAGACCGUGUCUUGAUCGGCUCGUCUUCAGCACCCGGAGGACUCGCUGCCGCGGCCACCUUGAGCGACCUUUACGCUCGAUGGGUUCCACGAGAGCGGAUCGUUACCAUGAGUACCCGCUCCAGCGAGAUGUCGAAAUUGGCCGCAAACAUGCUAUUGUCUCAGCGAAUUAGCAGCAUCAACGCUUUGAGCGCCAUCUGCGACAAGCUAGGGGCAGACAUCACUGAAGUCUCGCGCGCCUGUGGCCUGGAUCCACGAAUAGGACCCAGCAUGCUUCGCGCGUCUAUCGGGUUCGGCGGAAGUUGCUUCAAGAAAGAUGUCUUCCACCUGGCAAGCACGGCACACGCACUCGAGCUCGACGAAGUAGCCGCCUACUUCAAUAGCAUCGUGACUCUCAACGAGUAUCAGACAGAGCGAUACGCAAGAAGCCUCGUCGAGCACAGCCCCACUAUCUACUCGGUGUCGGUGCUUGGGUUUGCUUUCAAGCCUAAUACAGGUGAUACACGCGAGUCGCCAGCAAUUCCAUUCAUACGGUGUCUGAUUAUGAAUGGGAUCUCCGUCAAGGUUUAUGAUCCUCUGGUUACCAAGUCCAGGAUCGUUGGUGCCGUACGAGCGAGCCUGCGCAGCCUUGCAUUUCUUGCAGAUUCUCACCUGACUGUGGCCGAUGAUGUCUAUGAAGCGUGCGAUGGGACGAACGCGGUUGCAGUUCUCAACCCUUGGAAGAGUCUGGAAUAUGAUCCUACCCAAAGAGGUGCUGGUAAGCGUCGAAUAGCCCUUGUCAUCAAACUUUAUCAGACCAAGUUAAGUCUUCUGACGUUGUCCUAG
Molecule: messenger RNA, 1308 nt
Organism: Colletotrichum gloeosporioides
Lineage: Eukaryota; Fungi; Ascomycota; Sordariomycetes; Glomerellales; Glomerellaceae
Product: UDP-glucose 6-dehydrogenase
Exons: 2
Coding region: 1-1308 (435 amino acids)
Biological process (GO): glycosaminoglycan biosynthetic process; polysaccharide biosynthetic process
Cellular component (GO): nucleus; cytosol
Molecular function (GO): UDP-glucose 6-dehydrogenase activity; NAD binding
Source: RefSeq, a predicted model, not a curated record